Molecule: messenger RNA, 1776 nt
Organism: Dovyalis caffra
Lineage: Eukaryota; Viridiplantae; Streptophyta; Magnoliopsida; Malpighiales; Salicaceae
Source: the annotation of a GenBank genome assembly
AUGGCUGAAACGAAUCUAAGUGAAAUAAAGAUCGACCUCAGUUCAUUUUCUUCGCGUAGUAAAGAUGACAUGUUGAGACAAGAGACGAAUGAGGGUGAAGAGAAUGAGAACAACCAGUUGCAUCAAAGUGAAAUAAAGAUCGACCAGAUUUCACUUGCUCUGGAGAGUGGGGAUGACCCCUUGAGAGGAACGGCAAACGAGGGAGAUGAGAAGGAAAACAACCAACUGCAAGGGGAAAUGGUCCAGGAGGUUCCAAGAGCUGAAACACAAGAAAGCAGUAAUUCCAUCAAGGUUGAAAGUUCACUUCCUUCGUGGCUUAGCAAAACCGAGGAAGAGAUCAUAGAGCCGAUAAAUAACCAACCCGUAAUGCCGAAGAUUCCUAGGGUUCCAAGAAAGGUUCUUGAAGAAAGAACCACGAAGUUCUACCAUCCCUUGGCAGUCUCGAUUGGUCCUUGUCACUAUUUUGAUCGUAAGAAGAAGCUUGCACAGGUAGAGAAACUCAAGUCUCUAAUGAUGCAACAGUUUGUACAUGAGAGUAAAAUGACGAAAGAAGGUUACCGCCAAGUAGAAAAGGUGGCUUUAGACGCAAGGAGAUUUUACUCUAAGACAACAACAAAAAAAUUCAGUGAUGAGGAUUUCACCAAGAUGAUGAUCAUUGAUGGUUGCUUCAUUCUCCAAUUCAUUCACUGUCUUAAGAGCGAAUAUGAAAAGUUGGAGAUGACUGAUCAACAAAUUAUUCAUGUGAAACGAGACUUGUUAUUAUUGGAGAACCAACUCCCUCUUUCAGUCCUGGAGUCAUUGAUGAGAUUGAGGUACGAAACAGAGGAUGAGGGAAAACAAAUCAUCGAUUAUUUUCUCUCUCUGCAUGUUCGCCAACCAGUUGAACAAAUUCCAAAGUGGGUCUGGAUAAUCUUGACUCCAGUACAGUUGGUUAUGACCCCGAUCAUAGUGCUGUUGUUAGUACCUUUAGUAGUUCCUUUAUGUUGUAUAAUUUGUUGUUGUUGUCGUGGUGCAUUCAAGAACCUUCUACAGGAUAUAGAUCAGGCACCACCACCACCAAGAGCAGAUUUAGAUCGGUCAGCAUCUCCUUUAAAUCGGUCUACACCAUCCGAAGAGAAAAAGGAAGCCACAGGAGAUGAUGAAAAGCCUGCCCAUCUUCUUGGACUUCUGUAUUCCAAAUUCAUGAGUUCUCAAGAAGGAAAGAGAACCAAGCGCCCUCAUGGAAGCCGAGGCCAUUACUUGUUUUAUUCUGCCAAGAAUCUUAAGAAGGUGGGGAUUCGAUUUCGUCCGAGCGAGACGGGUGCUUUGACGGAUGUCAAAUUCAAUCCAUCCUAUUUCUCUGGAACAUUGAAACUUCCUCCAGUUACCAUAGAUGCAUCAACCAAGUCCAUUCUCUUAAACUUGGUGGCCUAUGAGACAUGUACUGCUGCUUGUCAACUUUGGGUCACUUCAUAUAUAUGCUUCAUGAAUUCGUUGAUUGAGGACGCUGAAGAUGUGGAGGAGUUGCGAUCUAAGGGCAUACUGUUUAAUUAUCUCGGAUCAGAUCAGCAGGUAGCAGAUCUUUUCAAUAAUAUGAGCUAUUCCAUGAAGCCUGAUGCUGCUGCUUACAAUGAUAUUAAAAGGGACAUUAAUAAGCAAUGUGAGAGCAUCAUCAAGAGAUGGGUUUCUGAGUGGAAGAGAACUUAUUUUAGGAGUCCCUGGACCGUUAUUACAGUUCUUGCUGCAUCUCUUGGGUUGGGACUAACUGCUGCUCAGACCUAUUAUGCAAUACCCUGA